GCGAAGCCGAAGCAGUCUGUUGAAGCAGGGGAAACGCUGAGGACACGCGGAUUAAAAGACAGUUUAAAGAAAUGUUUGGAUCAAAAGCAUGACGGGGCGUUUCUACCAAAGUAAUUUUACUUUCAAGUUAGUUUGAUGAAAUACGUUUCAACUGACGAACGAUGCAAGGACUCAAUUACGAUAAUGUGCAGGUAAAAGAACUCUCCAGGAACAAAAUGAAUAUCUCCGAUAGAAAUGUGAAAUUACAUGGAGUAGUAACUCGGAUGACUAACGUUAUAGGAUAAACAUUUUGGAAUAUUUAAGGAAAAUACCCCAAGAUAUCAAACAAUAUGGAUUUCUUAAAUUCAUCCAGUGGGAUCGGCGCUUCACCUGUAAUAAAUCUAAAUUCCUCGUCUGCGGAAGGUCAAUAUUCUCUGGCAACCGUCGCAGGACUAGCAGCACUUGUGAGCUUUCUCAUUGUGUUUACCAUUGUGGGAAACGUUUUGGUUGUCAUUGCGGUGCUAACAAGCAGAGCCCUAAAACCACCGCAAAAUCUGUUUUUAGUUUCUUUAGCAAGUGCAGACAUUCUGGUGGCCACCCUGGUAAUGCCGUUUUCCCUAGCAAACGAGCUCAUGGGUUAUUGGUUUUUCGGGAAAGUUUGGUGUGAUAUAUAUUUGGCAUUAGAUGUUUUGUUUUGCACAUCGUCCAUUGUACAUCUGUGCGCUAUCAGUUUAGAUAGAUAUUGGUCUGUUACACAAGCGGUUGAAUACAACCUAAAAAGGACCCCAAAACGAGUCAAAUGUAUGAUAGUUGUAGUUUGGCUAAUCGCUGCUGUGAUAUCAUUCCCUCCAUUAAUAUCGAUGGACAGAAACAACGACGACGCUCUGAAUCCCAGGUGUGAACUGAAUGAUGAUACCUGGUACAUCCUCUCCUCGAGCAUAGGCUCGUUCUUUGCCCCUUGUGUUAUUAUGAUAUUGGUGUACAUAAGAAUUUAUCAAGUGGCCAAAACCAGAACGAGGACCAUGUCCGGGAAAAAACAAGGGACCGACGGCUCGUCUCCCGCCGAGAACGGACUGGGAAAGACCAACUCAUGUAAAGUGAACGGUGAGAAGGAGAACGGGCACUGUCCGUCCUUGCCGAAGGAACAGAGACAGGGAGACGAGGACGAGAUAGACCUGGAGGACAGCAGCUCAUCCGACGGCAAAGGCAAGAAAUCCAGGGACGUGAGCUCCAGAAGGGACAGGAGAACGAGCCGAAAGAACAGUUCCCUCUCCAAACAUUCUAGUCGGCUGUCCAGAGCCAGCAACAAAUCAAUCGACCUCUUCUCCUCCAGGCGCAAGAGAAGAAAUACGGUGUCACGGAAGAAAAUCUCUCAGGCACGAGAGAAGCGGUUUACCUUCGUGUUGGCAGUGGUCAUGGGGGUCUUCGUUGUGUGCUGGUUUCCGUUCUUCUUCAGUUACAGCCUGUACAGCGUCUGUAGGGAAAGUUGCGCGGUCCCGGAUCCGCUGUUUAAGUUUUUCUUCUGGAUUGGUUACUGUAACAGCUCACUCAACCCUGUCAUUUACACCAUCUUCAACCAAGACUUUCGAAGGGCUUUCCAAAAGAUUCUCUGCAAAUCAUGGAAAAAAUCUUUUUAAACAGCUUUUCACAGUCAUUGUAACUUGUUACAACUUGCUUGUGCUAUACUGAACAAUAGGAGCGAAAAACAAGCAAAAGAUAAGAAUAAAAAACAAUGCACUGAUGCGCGAAGAAAUUCUACUGAUAAUCUAAACACGACCAGUGUAAGUUUAGAUAUGAAAACUUUCAUUUUAAAGAGUUGUUUUUUUAACUCUUUUGUUGCUAAACGUUGUGACGAAAAUACACUGUUUACUGUUACAGUUACAUAAUGUUGCUGUAAAUCAAUCAACGAAACACGCUUUACACUAUCUGUAUUAAACACGUUUUUCUGAUUAGUUUUGUACGACCAAUGCUAAAUAUCAAGAAGCGUAUUCAUAUUAACCACCUUUGCACAUGUCGCUUUGCUUUCUGUGGUUUAGAAACGCGGUGAUGUGUGAGGCUUAUUUUUUUCUCUGACAUGACGUCUCUGUAGUAUGGUCCACUUGGUGGUGGAUUGUGUCACCUGCCAACAAACAAACAAAAGAUGCAGCGCGACAAAUGUGUCUGAAAUUCUCACUGUUCUUGAGGGACUGGAUAUUUAUUUAUUUUCACUGGACGCCAUCAAAUAAAUAUGAAGACAA
Messenger RNA from Conger conger (European conger), 2216 nucleotides. It is a transcript of the gene adra2c, whose product is annotated as adrenoceptor alpha 2C. Gene Ontology annotation, biological process: regulation of vasoconstriction; adenylate cyclase-activating adrenergic receptor signaling pathway; platelet activation. Lineage: Eukaryota; Metazoa; Chordata; Actinopteri; Anguilliformes; Congridae. Gene Ontology annotation, molecular function: alpha2-adrenergic receptor activity. The record is from RefSeq and is a predicted model, not a curated record. The transcript has a single exon. Gene Ontology annotation, cellular component: membrane. The coding region runs from base 330 to 1616 and encodes 428 amino acids.